Molecule: messenger RNA, 1365 nt
Organism: Rasamsonia emersonii CBS 393.64
Lineage: Eukaryota; Fungi; Ascomycota; Eurotiomycetes; Eurotiales; Trichocomaceae
Exons: 10
Coding region: 1-1365 (454 amino acids)
Biological process (GO): amino acid transmembrane transport
Cellular component (GO): vacuolar membrane
Molecular function (GO): amino acid transmembrane transporter activity
Source: RefSeq, a predicted model, not a curated record
AUGGCGUCGCACAACCAGCACAUUGCGGUGGAAGAUCUGGAACCCGGCGCAUACAACGACCCGGACCAGGAUGUGAAAAAGGAAGUCGAGGGCGACACGCCCCCAUAUGAGGAUCCCUUUGGCAACGAGGAGUUUGCCGAGGUGAAAUACCGGACUAUGGAGUGGUGUCCUGCUGACGGAGAAUCUGGUGCAGUCAUGAUUGCUGAAACCGUGUCGUUGGGAAUCCUGUCGCUGCCUUCGGCCGUCGCAAGUUUGGGCCUGGUCCCCGCCAUCAUUUUGCUUAUCGGUCUGUCGGCGGUCGCGACGUAUACUGGCUACGUGAUCGGCCAGUUUAAGCUGCGGUAUCCUCACGUCCACAGCAUGGCUGAUGCAGGAGAAGUGCUCCUGGGCCGGUUCGGGCGUGAAUUUCUGGGCAAUGCGCAGCUACUCUUCCUAAUCUUCAUCAUGGGCAGCCACGUGCUCACCUUCUCCGUCAUGAUGAACACCCUGACCGACCAUGGCACCUGCUCCAUUGUGUUUGGUGUCGUCGGCAUGGUGGUAUCGUUUCUAUUCGGCCUGCCUCGCACCCUCAAGAAGGUGUCGUGGUUUUCCAUUGCCUCCUUCAUCAGCAUCUUCUCCGCCGUCAUGAUCACGAUGAUCGCCAUCGGCGUGGAGCGCCCCGGCGACGGCCAUGUUGAUGCUACCCUGCACACCAAUCUCUAUCAUGGCUUCUUGGCUGUGACGAAUAUUGUCUUUGCAUAUGCCGGUCACGUCGCGUUCUUCGGAUUCAUCUCAGAGAUGAAGAAGCCCACGGACUAUCCUAAGACCCUGUUCAUGCUGCAGUUUACCGACACAGUAAUGUACCUGGUGGCUGCCGUGGUUAUCUACCGGUACGGCGGUAAGGGCGUCGCAUCGCCGGCCCUCGGGUCGACCGGUCCUAUCAUGAGCAAAGUGGCCUACGGAAUUGCCAUUCCGACCAUCGUUAUCGCUGGUGUCAUCAACGGCCACGUCGCCUGCAAGUACAUCUACGUCCGGGUCUUCCGCGGCACCGACCACAUGCAGAAGCGCAGUCUGCUGUCCCUGGGAUCCUGGGUGGCCAUAGCGUUGGUCCUCUGGGUCAUCGCGUGGAUCAUCGCAGAGGCCAUCCCUGUAUUCAACAAUCUCCUCAGUUUGAUUACGGCACUUUUCGCAAGCUGGUUUACCUAUGGCUUGAGUGGAGUUUUCUGGCUGUUCCUGAACAAGGGGAAGUACUUUUCGUCACCGAGGAAGAUCUUCCUCACCAUUGUCAACCUCCUCAUUGUUGGCAUCGGUGGCUGUCUGUGUGGCCUCGGACUUGGAACCUCUGGACGCGUUUCGAGGUACUUCAUUUGGCUAGAUUUGCGAUGA